Messenger RNA from Acanthocheilonema viteae, 2817 nucleotides. NCBI's taxonomy places the organism in Eukaryota, Metazoa, Nematoda, Chromadorea, Rhabditida, Onchocercidae. The record is from the annotation of a GenBank genome assembly.
AUGGUCUGUUGGGGUGCUUGGUGUCCUUUUGCUGUAGAUAUCAUACCGAAUGAUGAGAUUACUCUCCCUUUAAUCGGAGGACCAGACAUCAAUCCAGAUGAACGUUUAGCUUUCAAAAAUUCACUUGCUUUUCACUCUGAUUUGACCUCUCGUGAUCAGUUUCCAAGGAUUAAAAUUACAUUUCUGUGCUCAGAAUUUGGAGAGAUUGAGCACCUGCUAAAUGCUUCAACCAGCAUCAACAAUGCGUGUCCGACGCGAAACUGGAAAAGAUUGAAUACGGAAACUGUUGGAUUGCAACUUAGCUCAACUAAAAAUGCUCAAAAUCCUAAAAAAAUGUUCGAAAAUAGCAGCUACAAAGUGUAUUGUCCAUUUGUGCGCACUUGUACCUUACAUAGCAUUGUUGGUAUAUUGAACAGCGCUGAUCGAAUUAUAUAUGUAAUUCAGGAAGAAGAAAAAUUGAAUGAAAAAAUUUCUUCCAAUGAUGAGCGGAAAUGUGGCACUUAUACGAGCGUGAAAAUUUGUAGUUCACCAUUAGCUAGGACAUCAAAUAUAUCUCGUGCAUCUCUUGCUAUCCUUGCCGACAUUUCAUUCACUCAUAUAAAAGAUCGCAAUGGAAACAAACCGAAACUUUUAGACAUUGAAAAUUUCCCGACUCCAGAUAUCAAUGUUGAACUGAACGAUAAAUUAAAUACAAAUGAAAUCAUUGUGCAGUUUAUGGCCAUUCAAAUCAGCAGGGAAGAUGUUGGUUGCAUCAAAACUCCAAACGCAGUAUUCUUUACAAUAGAAUUCUAUCGCUUCCAUACAAUUACAACUGAAAGAUUAUGGUUAGAUAAGGUUCACACAAAAACAACUCAAGAACAGCUAUUCAUUUUGAAGCGCAAGGGAAACACUGAAGAGACCGUUAAGGAAGACUGCAAUGGCUUCACUGUCAAAUAUAUGGUCGAUGCGAAUUCACUUCCAGAUGGAGACGGAGAAGACUAUAUCAAUUAUCUUAUAAAUGGCUUUGCGAUUAUUGAUGUAUGGGAUGCUGACUGUUUAUUACCUCUUGGCAAGUUGUACAUUCCACUAAAGUCCUUGUUGAGGCAUGGAUCUGAAGCAGUGCAGGUUGAUGUACAAAGUGCGGCAGUGCUCAGCUGUUUUCCUGAACCAUCCAUUAUAACAUGUCAAGUAUUACUUCGAUUAAUCAAUAUUGGCUAUCCAUGUUUUAAACAAAUAGAUUCAGUACGAAAUCAAAUGAGCACAAUUGUGAGUCGUCAGUCAACUCGAAUUGGUCAAAGUGAAAAUGAAUCGUACAGAAUUAGGGCUAAACCACUGAAUCCAAUCCAUGAAAAUUCACUACAGCAUUUCUUGGCUGCUCAAAGAUUGGACAUAAAUCAGCGUUAUAAUGAAAUCAUGAACGAUCCGCCAACGGGGACAAAAAACCAGACUUCAGCAAUAAAGGCGCUCACGACAAAGGGAUCAAUGAAGCGGUAUUUGUUUCAGCAGGAAUUGGAAGCUUAUAAAAAAUUGCGUAAUGAAGACAAGGCAUCGAAGCUACUGAAAGUUGUUUUCAAAGCAAUAACUACGGAAUAUCGCAUUUAUCCAAAAUAUGGCCAAGUCAUAUUUUUCGAGUACAUGCUUCAAAAUACUGAAUCAUACCCAACUGUCAUCGUUAUAGACAUUGCCGAGAGUACAUUGAAACCACUUUUCGAUGUGAAAUUAUGGCAAUAUUACAAAAAUAUGUACCGAAUUGAAACUCCACUUGAAAGGGAUCUUUAUCAAAUAUCAAGAGAAAAUGAGCAAAUUACCGAAGUGCAGAUUUUCCUGAAACCGAUGGAAACUAUAUGUGCACCAUUUAUUUACGAUGGAUUUACGAUACCUCAGGAACAAAUCAGAAAUCAAGUUAAAAUAAUAUUCAAAAAGAAAACUGGUGGUGAACCGAUAGCAAUCUUAGAUUUAUUGGUCGAAAAUCGUCACAACAUAAUUUUCAAUUCAUUUCGUUUCUAUCAUGAAGCGGAAGCAACACUGUCCAAGAUUAUUCACAUUACCGGAUAUAAAAGUCGAGUGUUUUCCAUUCGUUGUACAGAUCCUCUUGUACUUACCUCAUUUAAAAAUAAUUGCGAUGGUUCUCAGGAUUUACAUUUUACGUGUCAAACUGGUAAAGCACCAAUGUUGCGAACAUUCACAGUGAUCUUUUUUGCUGAUCAGUACUAUAGCACUGUUCUCGGAGCAUGGUUAAUACACGUUCAUGCGGUGAAUCAAAUCAAUUUGAAUGCUGUUCGAGCACAGCUCCUCAAAGUUCCCAUCAUUUUCAAAAUUGAUGAUAACUGCGAUGGUUUGGUUCAUUUUGGAAGUUCUUCAAAAAAUUUUGAAAUUCAUCCAUCAGAUGCAAUUGCAGUGCAACGUGGUGGCACCUUAGAUGCUGUAAUUAAUUUCUUGCCAGAUUUCACAGGUUCUCGUGCGAUGCUAGUUUCGGCAACUGAUCAACGAACAAAUCACUUAUUGUAUCAAUGGAUGAUUGCAGUAAAUAUCCAAGAAGCCAAUAUCACUAAAAUGUUUGAAGUUUAUUUGCAAAAUAAAAGGAAUCAAACAAUUACAUUAGCUAUAAGGAAUCGAUAUGGCGUGGAACGUUCAUUUCGGAUUUCUUGUUCUCAUCCAGAAUAUGUUCGGAUUGAAAAUGAUAUCGUUACACUUUCUGGCUACAAAGCAGUUGACGUUUCUAUCACAUUCUUGCUAAAUAAUAGCUUGAAAUUGCCUGAGGUGCUUUUAUUUGUUACAAAUGUGGAAAAUAAUCUUCAGGAAGAAGCCUAUUCUCUGAAAUUGAUUUACCAUGAUUAG